UUCCUCAUCAUUCCCACGUUAGAUGUUCUCCGACAUUACAGGACGCCGUGGUUUCUCUCGGGUUAACGCUAGAUUUUCUGCCUGUUUUGUCUGAAACGGAAGAGUUCAGGCAGACCCAGAACGAUUCUUAUAGGUUUUUACGUAUUUUCAGAGUCAUUCUUUAGGUCGGUGACGUUACUCGUCAGGUUCGCUUUAGGGACUUAUUUACCGACUCGUUAGAGUUUCCUUUCCAUUUGGAGCUGCUUGAGACCAAUUGUUGAGAAAAGAAGGACGACCCUUGUUGAGAUUUGGCCGGAACAGCUAGGGUGUUUGUGUCGAUGUCUGAGGACACGCUUAGAGAGGUUCAAAGAUCUCUUCUUGGGAUGAUAAGAUUUUCGCGAGAAAAGAAGUCGAUGGUCUGUGUAAUUACCUUUUGGAGGACAUCAUUCUUGCUACUGCGUUUAGGAUUUACAUGAGAUUCACAAUAAAGGAUGGUGGGGAAUUCCUUGGCUUCACCUCUGCUCAACCUCACGCCUAGUGACACUGUGACUGUUGCACUUGCUAGCGCCGCUUUAAGCACAUCAAUCUCCAGUCGCCCCAUAUCUAAAGCGACCAGCUUAGCUUGGCCGCCAAGUCUCUCUGCUAAUAAAUGGGUAGUACGUGCAACUGCUGUAACUGUAGAUUUAACUGAAGAAGAGAAGAAGACAUGGGAAAGAUGUAGAGAUGCUCUUUCUGCGUUCAAUUUCGGCAAUGAGGAUGAAGACAAGAUACUAGCAAAAGCAUUUGGCCAAAUUCAUUCACCAUACUGGGGUGAAGAACGUAAAAAAGAAGUCCCCACCUAUGAAGCUCUAAGCGACACUUUGGAUUAUUUGAGGAGUUUAAGCCUUUCAGACGAUGAUCUUUGCAAACUGCUCAAGAAGUUCCCUGAGGUUCUUGGAUGCGAACUCGAAGACGAAGUGAAGAACAAUGUCAAAGUCCUGGAAAAGGAUUGGGGGAUAAAGGGCAAGUCUCUCCGCAAUCUUCUGCUGCGAAAUCCGAAAGUCCUGGGUUAUAACAUUGAUUGCAAGGGAGACUGUAAGGCACAGUGCACGAGAUGCUGGGUUCGAUUUUAACCUUUUGAAGAUCAUUUCUCCAACCCGGCGCCUCUAUAAUUUUGCCGGGAUUCUUUUGUAUGUAGGUCUUAGAUAGUCUUUUACAUAUGUUAACUGAAGCAUGACACUUCAUACAUGUAUAACUUUUGAAUAAUAUUGAUCAGAAACCUUGUAAUGUAGGUUAUUUUUCUAUUCUUCCUA
This is a messenger RNA of Syzygium oleosum, 1271 nucleotides long. RefSeq lists its product as uncharacterized. The transcript has 3 exons. Gene Ontology annotation, biological process: regulation of DNA-templated transcription. Gene Ontology annotation, molecular function: double-stranded DNA binding. The coding region runs from base 471 to 1091 and encodes 206 amino acids. NCBI's taxonomy places the organism in Eukaryota, Viridiplantae, Streptophyta, Magnoliopsida, Myrtales, Myrtaceae. The record is from RefSeq and is a predicted model, not a curated record.